UGGUAAUUAGCCAAGAUGGUGGAGUUUUUGUUUAUGUAGUUGCUCACGUGUAGAAACUAGAUGACGAUAUGGCUAAACGUGGCCAUGAUUACGACGAUGACCGUGAUCACCAGUACAAGCGACAUAGAGACGACGAUGAACGUGAUCACCAGUACAAGCGACAUAGAGACGACGAUGGCGGGGACGUGCCUGCUCUCCACAGCAUAUUUCAUGGAGAGAUUGCAUCAGUACAGAACUAUGGAGUCUUUGUGAAAAUACCAGGAUGCAGAAAACAAGGCCUUGUCCACAAGUCUCAGAUGUCAAAAGCCAGGGUGGAAGAUCCAUCAGAGAUGGUGUCGUUGAGGGAGCGUGUAUAUUGUAAAGUCAUCAGUAUUGAGGGGGAGCAUCAGAAGAUCGGUUUGUCCAUGAAAUAUGUCAAUCAGACAACAGGGCAAGACCUGGACUCCAACAACGUGCAGGGCAGUAUGGAAGACCGGAGGCGGAAGCAGGGCUUCUCCUCUGAACGGCCGAAGAUUGAACUGGGAGCCGUAUAUGACACAAAGUGUGCCAGAUGUGGGACUCGUGGGCACCUGUCCAAGGAAUGCUAUGGAGAAAGGGGAGGUAAGCAGUAUGACCUGAUCCCAGAUUUGGACAAGUAUGUACCAGACUCCCCAACCACAGCCCAGUCUGCAGAAAAGAAGAAGAAGAAGAAAAAGGAAAGGAAACAUAAAAAAGAGAAAAAAAACCAAAAGAAGAAGAAGCACAGACACUCUUCCUCCUCCUCUGACGAAAGCGACAGAGGUUCAAAGAAAAGAGAGAAGUCAAGCCAAAAAAAGGAAAAGCAUCGCCACAGCAGUGAUUCCUAUGACAGCUGAGUGACAUGUGACAACGUCAGUAUUUGAGAUGAUAUUGACAUUUAUACCUGAAAUCUACAACCUCCAAGGGUUGUGUAUUUCAAAAACACAUUCUGGGCGGAGUGAUAGCCCAGUGGUUAAAGCGUUGUCAUCCCGAAUUCCCAGGUUCUAUUCCUUACACAGGUACAAUGUGUGAAGCCCAUUUCUGGUGUCUUCCGUCGUGAUAUUGCUGAAAUAUUGCUAAAAGCGGCCUAAAAUGCAACUCACCCACCCAUCCUUCUACAUACCAGAAAGCUAUGAGUGUGGGUUUGGAUCCUGGCUAAUGCGUGUUUCUAGGUUUGUUAGCACCAUAUUUGUGGUUUCCCCAAAUUGGUGUAUGUCGGAGACCUGUGACCUGAUCAUGUGGAGCUUUCCUUCCACAUUAAACUAACAUGCAUAAUGUAGCAGUGUUCAAGGCAGCAUUAACCCAAGUCACACACUUGUCAGUCACGAUCUGACCUGUGUAUAUAUCGUGUUGAUUGACUUGUAAGUAGCAUCAGGUUAAAUCAUUGAAACUAACUGUUUGCUGUUUUCCUUCUUUGGACUGGUCCAGACUCGAUUAUUUACAGACCGCCACCAUAUAGUUGGAAUAUUGCUGAGUGUGGUGUAAAACUAAACUCACUAUUUGGGGUCCACCUCCAAAAAACACAAGUUACGCUUUUGCAUGUCUCGGAUGUCUUUCAUUUUGCAUAUCUCACUUAGAUAAACAAUAAACUAGUUUGAUGUGAAAA
Molecule: messenger RNA, 1603 nt
Organism: Haliotis rubra (blacklip abalone)
Lineage: Eukaryota; Metazoa; Mollusca; Gastropoda; Lepetellida; Haliotidae
Product: nucleolar protein of 40 kDa-like
Exons: 8
Coding region: 69-854 (261 amino acids)
Biological process (GO): RNA stabilization
Molecular function (GO): RNA binding; zinc ion binding
Source: RefSeq, a predicted model, not a curated record